This is a messenger RNA of Salvelinus fontinalis (brook trout), 3439 nucleotides long. It is a transcript of the gene slc26a6.2, whose product is annotated as solute carrier family 26 member 6. Bases 461 to 2614 code for a protein of 717 amino acids. The record is from RefSeq and is a predicted model, not a curated record. The transcript is spliced from 19 exons. Gene Ontology annotation, biological process: transmembrane transport. Gene Ontology annotation, cellular component: membrane. Gene Ontology annotation, molecular function: chloride transmembrane transporter activity; oxalate transmembrane transporter activity; secondary active sulfate transmembrane transporter activity. NCBI's taxonomy places the organism in Eukaryota, Metazoa, Chordata, Actinopteri, Salmoniformes, Salmonidae.
CCUACCUCCACGACUAUAUCUCUGUUUUGUCUUCAAGGUCCACUGUCAAGAUACUUGGACAAGCGGGAAUACUCAGUAAUAGAGAAGGCUAAGGAGGAAAAGAGUGUGGCAACACAGUGAAUCUCAAAGGGAUUAAUAACAUAAAAAUAUCCUCUCUAACUGGAACAAAGUUGUACAAAGGCUCAGACAGUUUGGACAGAUUCAUCAAGCAUUUGGAUUACCAUAUUUGGACAAACCGGCAUUGAAGGAGAGAAACAUCUUUCCACAAGUUGAAACUACGACAAGUGGGAUAUCACAACUGAUCCUUGAGAAUCAACCUGAAGCCAGUUUCUAUAGAGACAUAAGACAUUUAAGUGAUAAGAUCACAACACAUCAUAGCACAGGGAGAGGCAAGGUUGAAGGAAGUAUCAGAGGUGACCUCUACCCAUACGGGACUCUAGCAGAUCACACAGGCCCAACCAUGGAGGAGAGAAGGCGUGUGGGCUACUACGUGCACAGAGAGGUGCUGGAUGAGGGAAAAGUGGACCAGUUGGCUGAGAAAUCAGAUGUUAAAGUCCCUUUCGCUGAAAAAAUCAGAGAGUCAUUGAGGUGUUCUGGCCCCAGGCUGAAGAGUUGUAUGUUGUCGUCUGUUCCUGUCCUCUCCUGGCUGCCUCGCUACUCCCUCAGAGACAACGCCAUCGGAGACCUGAUCUCAGGCAUCAGUGUGGGCAUCAUGCACCUACCACAAGGGAUGGCCUAUGCUCUGCUAGCAGCAGUGCCCCCAGUGUUUGGUCUCUACUCUUCCUUUUACCCCAUCCUCAUCUACUUCAUCUUUGGGUCGUCCAAACACAUCUCUGUGGGUACAUAUGCAGUGAUGAGUGUGAUGAUCGGGGGAGUGACAGAACGCUUGGCCCCAGACACUAACUUCAUGAUGUAUGUUAACGCCACCAAUCAGAGUAUGGUGGAUGUUUUGGCUCGAGACACGGAGCGGGUGAAAGUGGCUGCUGCCGUUACUUUCUUGUCCGGCCUCUUCCAGAUGCUCCUGGGCCUGGUUCAGUUUGGCUUUGUGGUGACCUACCUGUCUGAGCCCCUGGUCAGAGGGUACACCACCGGAGCAGCCAUCCACGUCAUCGUCUCUCAGCUCAAGUACACCUUUGGUAUCAGUCCAAAACGCCACAGCGGAUCCUUCGCCCUGAUCUUUACGGUGAUAGAGGUGUGCUAUUUGGUGCCAGAAACCAACAUAGGCACCCUAGUGGUGAGCCUGGUGUCCAUCAUUGGCCUCAUCAUGGUCAAGGAGCUCAACACCUACCUGGGCAAAAAGCUGCCAGUACCCAUUCCUGUAGAGCUGCUAGGGAUCAUCAUCGCCACGGUGAUCUCCUGGCAGGUCAACCUGGAGGGGAAGUAUGGAGUGGAAGUGGUGGGAGAGAUCCCCUCUGGUCUACAGCCCCCUGUAAUGCCUACAGCCUCUCUAUUUGGGCAGGUGAUAGGUGAUGCCUUCGCUCUGUCUGUGGUUGGCUACGGCAUUGCCAUCUCCCUCGGACGGAUCUUUGCCCUAAAAUAUGGCUACAAAGUUGACAGCAACCAGGAAUUGAUAGCCCUGGGUCUCAGCAACUCCAUUGGAGGGGUGUUUCAGUGCUUUGCAAUCAGUUGCUCCAUGUCCCGCACCAUGGUACAGGAAAGCACUGGGGGCAAGACUCAGGUGGCGAGUGCUCUUUCAGCCAUGGUGAUUCUGGUCAUCAUGCUGUGGAUUGGGGCUCUCUUUGAAGAGCUGCCAAAGGCCGUGUUGGCAGCCAUUAUCUAUGUGAACCUGAAUGGCAUGAUGAAGCAGUUCAUGGACAUCCCAACUCUGUGGAAGAGCAAUAAAGUGGAUAUGCUGGUGUGGGUGGCAACUCUGAUCCUGACCGUGCUCUUCAACCCUGACAUGGGCCUGGCAGCCUCCAUUGCCUUCUCCAUGCUCACGGUCAUCUUCAGGACCCAGCUGCCGAAGUACUCCCUCCUAGGGCAGGUCCCUGAGACUGACAUCUACAGACCAGUGGAGAACUAUAAUCAGGUGAAUGAGAUCCCUGGUGUGGUGAUCUUCCGCUCCUCUGCGACCCUCUACUUUGCCAACGCUGAGAUGUACCAAGACGCCCUGGCAGAGAAGAGUGGGAUUGACAUCACCAAGCUCAUCUCCCAAAAGAAGAAAGCAGAGGCCAAGAGACUGAGGAAGGAAAAGAAAGAGGCCAGGAAAGCCAAGAAGGACGCAAAGAAGAAUGCACAGGAAUUGGAAGGCGAGCCAGACAGUUCGGAGAACGAGGUGGAGAAGGGUGUGGCCACAGUGGAGGAAGGGAGUAAACCUGACUCCACCCUUCCUCGUGCCAUCAUCCUGGAACUGAGUCCAGUCAACUUCCUGGAUACUGUGGGCGUCAAGACUCUACGCAAUAUCCAAAAAGACUACGGUGAUAUCGGUGUAGAGGUAGUCCUGUGUGGAUGUCAGACUGGUGUUAUUGAGAACCUGGAGAGUGGAGGGUUCUUCAGUGAGAAAGUCAGCAAAGCAUGUCUCUUCUCCUCAAUCCACGAUGCAGUGCUUCACUGUCAGACAGACAGGGCCAAGAUUAACAAAGAUGACGAGGAAGUGCAAUCGACUCAUUUCUGAAUACUGAGGGUAAUGGAGGCGUCUUACUGUAUGGUACUUGGGUACUUAUUAGAAAGUUCAGAAUACUUGACAUUCAUAUUAUGUCCACAUAUUUUUUGACACAGAAAGAAAGUAUGAAAGAAAGAAUGUAUCAAAAAGAGACACAGAUACAAACACUUCAACGAGACACACAAACCUUGACAGCCCCAGAUUAAUGUUAGCCAUGCAAUGUGCCAAGGAUGUACAUUGAAACAGAAUAAUAUUAUUCUAUGACCUUCCUAUAAGAAAAUAGAUACACCUUUGGGGAAACUUUUAUAUUGAAAGAUAUUAACAUUUUCUGUGCUAAAUAAACUAUUGUAUAUUUAUUGUUUAAAUUGUUAACAAAUAAAAAAAACAUCUAAAAACAUGUUCCUCUUCAUACCUAACUUUAUAUUUGUUGAAGGAAGAAUAAUGUUAGUUAUCUGUUGUGAUUGUCAACAUACAUGUUUGAUUCUAUAUUGCAGAGAUGCAUUGUGUUAAGAGUCAUGUCUAUAUCAGUUCAUUGUCAAAUGUUCAAUGUCAAUCAAAAUAAUGACUUCAUGUUCAAUAGUAUCUGCAUGUGCUGUGUCAUAUAAUCUUAAUUUACUGAUGUAGCUAAGCUUGUGCUCAGGAUGCAGAGCAUGAUGUAUAGGUAAGCUGUUAUUUCAUGUUCUACCACCCCAAGGCAGUGUUCAGUGUCAACAACAUAUGUGUAACGCUCGUCGUUAGGUGGAAGAGAGGAGGACCAAAGCGCAGCUUGGUAUGUUUCCAUAUUUAUUGGAAACACUUAACAACACGAACAAAACAAUAAAUAGAAAAUUAAACUAA